GCAGCCACCUUCAUGGGCCACCCCUUGCAGUACUGGGACUGCCAUGGUGGGGAUGGACUCCAAUGGCACUCAGGUACCAGGGUGCCUGGCAGACAUGGAGAUGCCAGUGCUGGUCCCCACCAGGCAGCUGAAGGGUGAGGGGACGGUGCUGGGCCAUGAGGAGCGGCCCCCAUGCCUUCCCCGGGUGCGUCGGGCCCAACUCCAAGAAACACGAGGCUGGAAGAGGUUUUGGCUGGGCUGCGCCAGGACACCGGGCUCCUGCCAAGCCUGGCGGGGCCGCGAGAGCUGAUUGUUUCCAUGUCUGCCGCUGUGCCAAAACAGCGUCUGCCUUGGGGAGGUGGAGGGAAGAGGGCGUAGGAGAAAAGGGGGAGAGAGAGGGGAGCAGAGGCUUUUCAGCAGGAGAGGGGGGAAUGGUUGCUGGGGUCGACAAGCCCUGCUGUGAGGAGGGGACAACACCUGUCCCCUUCCACCAGGACCCCCUCCCACUGCACAGCACCAACGCAGAACUAGACCCCCUCGUGUCACCAUGUGGUAGAAGGACAAAACCCCCCAUUAUGCUGCCAGCACCCAGCCAGAGGCGGGGGCCGAGCCCCUCUCUGCAGGGAUGUGUCCCGAGGCCAGCCAAGCCCUCAGAGGGCACCUCCCCACCGCCAUCUUGGGGGGGGGGGGCGCCAUCUUGCUCCCGGGCACCGCCGCCAUCGUGGUUGUGGGCAGCGGGGUGGGCCCGGGGGGCUGCAUCGUGGGGCCAGGUCGGGCUCAGCUCAUCCGUGCUGCCUCCUCUGCUCCCGUGGGGGGGGGCACGGAGAUGGAUGCCGGGGAGCUGUUUGCGACGGCAGUGCCCGGGGAGCAGCUGGAGGCCGGCUGGGAAAGGGCCCUGCGGAGGAUCUUUGGGCCCAGCCGGUGCCUGAGCGGCGUCGAGCGCCCCAGGGGAGCGGGGCCCUUCGCAGCAGUUGUGCAGGGCAGGAUGCGGGAGCACUGGCAGAAAGGGCUGCAGUUCUCAUCCUGCAGCCAGUGGGAGAAAGCCAUCAUCUGCUACACGAAAGCCAUCGGCCUGGAUCCGCAGCGGGCAGAGCUGUACGAGCAGCGGGCAGAGGCUUUCCUCCAGCUUUGUGACUUCCAGUCAGCCACUCUGAACUUCAGGAAGGCGCUUGCGUUGGGACCUGCACGGGAGCAGCACUGCCUGGCUCGCUUAGCCCUCGUCCUUGACCUGCAGGGACAAUGUCUGCUUGACCAGGAGCUCUACAGCGAGGCCCUGGAGGCCUUUACACGAGCAGCUGAGCUGCAGCCCCACCGCAGGGUGUUUCGACGGAGGAGCAUCUUGUGCCUCUCUGCCCUCAACAAGUUCCCGGAGUGCCUCCGGAUGCUUAACAGAGACCUGGCGGAGGAUGCGAGGAACCCUGAUCUGUACGUGCUCCGUGCCUCCUUCUACGAGCGCUUUGGGCAGUUGUCCCUGUGUCACCAGGACGUCCAGCGGGCCCUGGAGCUGGAGCCACAGCACGGAGCUGCCCAGGCGCUGCGGCAGCGGCUGCAGAGGCGAGGCCUAGAGGCCAAGGCCGAGGCAGUGUCGAAGGCCCUGUGCGGGGACCUGCGUGGGGCCCUGCUCAAGAUCAGCUUUGCCAUCGAGACCAACCCCUUGGCUGCUGAAUUCUUCACCCUCAGGGGGGCCCUCCUCCGACGGCUGAAGGACUUCAGCGCAGCCUGCAAGGACUUGGCCAAGGCGAGGCAGCUUUGUGCCAAUGAGGGCCCGGAGGCUCAGGAGGCUCGGCGGCAGCUGGUGCUCACCUACAAUGACCGUGCCGUGCACUGCUACACUCUGGGCCGGCUUGAUGAGGCUGUGAUGCUCCUUGGUGAGGCUCUGCGAGAUGAGAGGACAGAGGAGGGACUCUGUGUCAACAGAGGAGACUGCUUCCUUCGCCUGGGGGAGCUGGCCCACGCGCUAGCGGAUUACCAGCAGGCGCUGGAGCUGAGCCCAGGGAACCUCGGUGUGCAGCGACGUGUUGCGGCGACACUGCACGAGCUGGGUCGUCAGGACGUGGUGGCGAGGCGGUACCAGCAGGCGGAGGCUCGCUUCUCUGCUGCCAUUGAGCACGACCCCCGCGAAGCUCUGCACUACCUGCACCGGGCCCGGGCCCGCCUGUGCCUGUGGAGGGUGCAGAGCGCGAGGGAGGACGCUGUGCGGAGCCUGCGGCUGGACCCCACGGACAGCGAGAUCCUUUCCCUCGCACACCACCUCUUUCCAAGAACGACUGUCCAGGCUAUCCUGAGGAGUGAGACCGGACGCCUCGCCCAAGAAACUGUAGAGGAAACACUUCAGAGCCCCCCAGAACCCACAACUUCAGCCGGUGACGCCUGGUGUGACAGCAGUAGGUUCCCACGUAAGUGGCGGCCCCGAGAAGCUCAGCAGAGCUGGCCCAGCCAAAGUUUGCGAGGUCUGACCAGCAGAAGGAUGUAAAAGAGGCUCAGCAGCUUAUAGCACCAACUCCUCAGCCUGCUGUAGAAAUCAACACUGAAUAAAAAGAAUUUUUAAAACCAUUCGUAGCACCACGGUCUCCCCUGGAGGUAGGCACGAAGUUUUUUUUUGUAGCUAGUAAAACAAGGGAGAGGUCUGGUGUUUUGUUUUUGCUUUCCUGGUUUGCUGCAGGACCUCGGGGGAAAGAUGGGGAAGAGCUGGGCUCUUGGCGGGUUGGGCAGUGACAUUUCCCUCACUGCGACCCCGUGCUUCUUGAUGGUGAAGCUGGUCCCUACCAGCACCUAUUCACAGUGAAAGGAAACUGGAAAGAAGUUGGCUCUAAAAAUUCCUCAGAAAGCAAACUCCGCUGCAACGUUGAAGGUGUUCACCAGCCAGCGUCGCAGGAGUCAACACCAACACUGUCACAUUGUACCAAGGAACUGAGGUACUGCCACACUUAAAAAGACAGUUUUAAAA
Oxyura jamaicensis (ruddy duck) is the source of this 2926-nucleotide messenger RNA. RefSeq names its product tetratricopeptide repeat domain 16 (gene TTC16). Gene Ontology annotation, molecular function: protein binding. The record is from RefSeq and is a predicted model, not a curated record. The transcript has 12 exons. Bases 605 to 2452 code for a protein of 615 amino acids. NCBI's taxonomy places the organism in Eukaryota, Metazoa, Chordata, Aves, Anseriformes, Anatidae.